This is a messenger RNA of Pocillopora verrucosa, 7076 nucleotides long. RefSeq names its product HEAT repeat-containing protein 5B. Gene Ontology annotation, cellular component: endocytic vesicle; membrane; Golgi apparatus. The record is from RefSeq and is a predicted model, not a curated record. Gene Ontology annotation, biological process: retrograde transport, endosome to Golgi; intracellular protein localization; endocytosis. Lineage: Eukaryota; Metazoa; Cnidaria; Anthozoa; Scleractinia; Pocilloporidae.
UGUAGGACGACGACAAACCUCUUAAGAGCUUGCAGUAAAUGGAAAGUUCUGUUGAAUUGGCGGGCUGACAACAUGGAUUUCGACACACCGACAUUGACUUAUGAUGAAGAGGACUAUGGCCGAACGCCACCAAAUCAAAAAGCCAUAUUUAUCUACGAAUGGCUCAGGAAUCUGGAAGAUAACAUUACAACUGUCAAGAAGACAGAGGUAAAAAAUUGUCAACAGAAGCUUGAGGAACAACUCUCAAAGCACUUGACUAUAGUCCUUGGACCUCCAACAAGACAGCUGCUCUCUAGAUGCUUUGCACUGUUGUACAGUAUUGGUAACACCACAACAUUGUAUGAAACAGUCAACAAGUGCAGUGAUACCAUCAAGUACAAGGAUGAUUCACAGUCUUACCUUCCAAUAAAACUGUCUGCAGUAACAUGCAUUGGUGCCAUUUAUGAGAAACUAGGACGAAUGGCUGGUGGAUCUUAUCAGGAGACUGUGCAGACUCUAAUCAAAGCAAUGAAAAAUGCUGAGUCUCAAGGACGCUGUGAAAUCAUGCUGAGUCUGCAGCGAGUUUUAAGUGGUCUAGGUAGUAAUGGAGCAGCCUUACACAGAGAUAUUUACAAAGCUGUAAAAGGAGCUUUGACAGACAGAAGCAUGUCAGUUAGAUGUGCAGCCGCAAAGUGUGCACUGGAGUUAAUGAAACACGCCAAUUUCCUGUACACCUCUGAACUGGAGGGUGUAAUAUCAACAUGUUUUAAAGCCUUGGAGGGUUCUAAUUAUGAUGUACGAGUCUGUGUUGCUCAACUGAUUGGUACAUUAAUGGCCAUGACGCAACAGAUUUCUUCAGUAACAGCAGCAGCUGGAAAGAACAAGAAGACAUGCAGUCUGGAAGAAGUGUUUGCCUACAUGUCUGGAGGAUUCCUGCGGGGAGGAAUUGGAUUUUUGAAGGGAAGUGGAGGAGAACUGUUGAAGAGUAUUGCUCCACGAGAAGUGAGAGUGGGAGUUACUCAGGCCUAUGUGAUAUUUUUUACUGAGAUGGGAGGCCUGUGGGUGCAGAGGAACAUCAGCUUGAUCUUGAAAAAUGUUCUGGAGCUCCUUUCCAGUCCUAAAGCCACUCAGACUCAUGUGGAUGCAGUGUACUCUAGACGUUCUAUUUCAUUUAUUUUGCGGGCUGUGCUUGGACGACAUCUUGGUGAACCAGCUCAGUUAGAUGCAGCAAAGGAACUGUGCAGCUUAAUAACAAAGCAAAUGAAUAAAGUGAAUGAUUCUGUGCAUAGCGCAUCAGAUGGCAGCAGUUCAGCUAGUGUUAUUCAGAACACAGAUGAUGUGAUCAACACUCAACACGUUCUUGUGUGUGCUCUGCAAGAACUGGGAUGUUUAGUUCAAGGGCUCAGUACCACAGCCAUGUCUCUAAUUCAGGAGAACCUCUUGGAUCAUGUUCUGUCAGUGUUGCUGCACCCAGCUCCUGCCGCUCAACUGCUUGCUGCCUGGUGUCUGAGGUGCAUCACAGUUGCUGUUCCAUCACAGGCAACACCGCUCAUCGACCGGUGUAUCAAUCGUAUCAGUUCCCUUAAGUCAUCUGGAGAAGCAGUUGGAGGUUACGCCCAUACUUUAGCAGCUCUUGUUGGAGGAGUUCAUAAGUGUCCUCUUGGUAUCCCUCAUGCUAAAGGAAAGGUUGUAUUUAACGUAGCAAAUGAACUUCUAAAAACUGCUAAUCAGAAUCCAAGACUUGCUCUCCACAAAGCUAAAGCUGGAUGGAUACUCUUGGGAGCACUGAUGACAUUAGGGCCAUCAGUUGUCAAACAUCAUUUGCCACAGAUGCUUGCUCUGUGGACAAAUGCUUUUCCAAAGACAGUGAAGGAAUUUGAUCAGGAGAAGACCAGAGGUGAUGCAUACACUUGGCAUGUCACUAUGGAAUGUCGUGCAGGAGCACUGUGUUCAAUGGCAAGUUUUUGUACAAACUGUUCUGCUCUUCUAAGUGAUGACCUCACCAAGCGUCUGCUGUCUACUACUGAUGCGUGUUUAGCAAUGCUUCCAAGCCUACCUCAGAUCAUCAAGCAGCAUGGAAAUCACUUGAAAGCAAGUGCUGCUAUUGUGCGACUGAGAAUGUACUCAGUGCUGACUCUUCUUCCACCAAAAUCUUAUGAAGGAAGUUUUCAUUCUUUGCUACGUAGCUUGGUUGCAGAAUUUACUUUGGCAGAAAAUCCUGCCAUGACAACCACAUCUUUGUUAAAAACUGUGUGCCAUAAAGAUGAUUCCAUUCUUCUUGGGUCAUGGCUUCAAGAAACAGACCACAAGUUUGUGGAGGAGCAGCUACAAACCAACAGUGCAUCAGGGUCAGGAUCUUUAGAGCAUGAUCACUCUUGUAUAUUUGAACGCUGUCCAGAGGGAGAAGACAUCCCUGGUCCACUACCUUUGGGCGUGGCUGUUAUUGAUGAGUCAAUUAAGCUGUUUGGAACUGUGUUCCCAUUUGUGGCACAAAAGCAUCGUAGCCAGUUGUUAUCACAUUUUGCUGAGUGUAUUCGUCAAGCAAAGUCCUCAAGACAACAAGCAAUACAAACAAAUGUAUUGACAGCAUUUUUGUUUUCUUUAAAGGGUAUUGCUGAAGCAAAAACUGGUCUGGGUGAUGAAGACGUGAAGACCACAGCUGUUAAUUUAGUUAUGAAUGCAAUAACAAAUUCAGACCCUAUUGUUCGCUGUGCUGCAGGAGAAGCCCUGGGUCGCAUUGCACAAGCUGUUGGGAGCCCUGUUCUCACGUCAAACAUUACUCAGAAGAUCUUUGAUCAACUUAAGGCAGCAAGGGAUGCAGUGUCCAGAACAGGCUACUCUGUUGCUCUGGGCUGUAUCCAUCGUUAUGUGGGUGGAAUGGCUUCAGGUCAUCAUCUUAACAGCAGUGUCAGCAUACUUCUUGCCUUAGCUAAAGAUAAUUCAUCAUCCUUGGUUCAGGUAUGGGCACUACAUGCCUUAGCCCUUAUUGCUGACUGUGGAGGGCCAAUGUUUAGAAGCUAUGUUAAUCCAACAUUGGAGCAAGUUGUUGAUCUGGUAAUGACUGUCCCACCAGCCAUCACAGAGGUUCACCAGUGUCUUGGAAAGUGUUUAGCAGCACUAAUCACCUCAAUAGGACCUGAAUUGCAAGGAACUUCAAAGUCUAUAAGAGAUCUGCGCCUGUCCUGCAUUGUGGCAUGUGCCAUUAUGCAAAACCAUCCAGAUUCCUUAGUACAAGGAGAAGCAAUUAACUGCCUUCAACAGCUUCAUGUGUUUGCUCCAAGUCAUAUCAACCUUGGGCUUGUGGUCCGUAAACUCUGUGCCAACCUGUCAAGUCCUCACUUAUUGUUGCGGAGAGCCACAGUAGCCUGCCUGCGUCAACUGUCCCAACGUGAAGCUAAAGAAGUUUGUGAACAUGCAUCAGCUGCUGGAGAGGAGCUUCAUAAGCAACAACAGUCCAGUUAUGCUGUUGUCAUAGGAGACAAAGGCCUGGAAGGGGCACUGUUUGGUAUGUUGGACACAGAAACAGACUCACGCAUGAGAUCUGAUAUUCAUGACACAUUGAACAGCAUGCUGCAGACACUUGCAGCUCAAAACCUGACACAUUGGCUGGGCCUCUGUAGGGAUGUGCUGUCUGCAUCCAAAAGCAGCAAAGCAGCGAAAGGACCAGAAGUUCAAAAGAGGGAUGAAGAACAAGAGGGUGAAGAGGCAGGUGAAGGUGAUACUGACGAAGGUGGAGGAAUGACAGCAGGAGAAGCUCCUGAGGAAACACACCCUAAAGUGGAUCCACGCUGGCCAACCAGAGUGUUUGCAACUGGAUGUAUCAAGAAAAUUAUUGUUGUCUGUCAAUCAAAACAGGGUCAUUUUGAUUUGGCAGUAGCACGCACAUUGCGAGAGGAGACUGGAGAGGAUUUUCUUGUUAUGCAUCUUCAAGAGCUUGUCAGAAUGGUGUUCAUUGCAGCCACAGCAACAUGUGAUCAUUUGAAGCUGGAGGGAUUAAGCACUUUACAGGAUGUUGUCAACAUGUUUGCAUCAGUACCUGAUCCUGAUUAUCCAGGGCAUGUUAUUCUGGAACAGUUUCAGGCUCAGGUUGGGGCUGCUCUGCGACCAGCAUUUGCUUCAGACAUGCCCUCUGAUGUCACAGCCAUGGCAUGCGAGGUUUGUAGUGCAUGGAUUGCCAGUGGUAUCGCAAGAGAUCUUAAUGAUGUACGGAGGAUUCAGCAACUGUUAGUCACCAAGCUGUCAAAAGUUGGGGAGGCCAAAGAUUCUUCUUUACAGCUGUACAAUGAAGCAGCUACUACAAUGGAGAAACUAGCAGUUUUGAAAGCUUGGGCUGAGGUGUAUAUAGUUGCCAUGAAGCAGCAGGACAGUCCAUCACCAGUGAAUGCUGGAGAUGAAGAGUUUUCUGAACAAGCUGGGAGCCUCUUGGAGCUGGUAGAACCUGAGUUGAAAUCUCUCAGUAAAUACUGGCUUGGUGCACUGAGAGAUCAUGCACUUCUUUCUCUACCUGCAGAGUAUGCAUCUCAGUUGCCUCCUCAUGGUGGAAUGUUCUACAGUCCUGACUCAAUGGAGCAAGCCAAGCCACAUUACCAAAGUUGUUGGCCUUCCAUUGUUCAUGCAGCCUCCUUGUGGCUGAACAAUGGUGGAUUUGAAAGCACUAAGCGUGAUAUGGAGCAAGGAAUACCAACUGAGCCUCUAAACACAAGCUCUGUUGAUAUGGUGACACCUGCUAAGACACCAACAGAUAUCAAUGCAGACUACUUUCAUUUACUGGUUGGAAUUUGCAUGGAAUCCUUGUGUUCAUCCAGAGCAACACAACCCAACAGUACUGUGUCUGCUUGUCUAAAUGCAUUCUACAGCUUACUGGAUUCUAAGUGGCCACGCACUCUCAUAGGAAAUGAACAAAUCCUUGGUGUUGAAAUGUUAAGUGUGUUACACAGAGUACUGCUCACAAGGGACUCUCGUGAUAUCCACUUGGCUGCCAUGAGAGUUGCCAGACAGAUUGUUAAAGCUGCUCAAGAAUCAUUAGAAGGAAAAAAGGCUGCAGCUGCAAAUUCUGAGAGCAGCUCAAGUAUAGAUGCAGAGGGAGAGGAUGACUUAACGCCUGGAAGAUCCUUAGUGUUUGGUGUGAUGGAGAUUUGUAUGUGCAUCCUCACAAAACAGCUUCCAAACCUUCUCCCUUCAUCUGCCGCAUCCAGCCAGCAGCCAGUUAUGUUGGUGUCUAUUGGCUCAGGGUUUAGAUCAUUAACAGAGGAGAGCUCCAAACUUAUAUCUGAAGCACUUUCAAUCCUCCCAUGUGUCCCUGGCCUUUGUACACCAGAGGCUUCUGUUAAUGUUCUACCAAGUGUACUUUACCUUUUGACCUGUGCCCUGCGUGAGGUGGCCUCAAUCCAAGACUCCACCUCACAGAAAACAGUUUCAGCUGCACUACAGGCUUUAAAACAGCUUACCACAUCUGCAUUCACACAGCACCCUAAAUGUUCCAAGGACUGGAUUGACUUGCUUCAAAGUGCUUUAGCCACAGUUUUGUCAGAUUCCAAAGCUAAUGAGGAGUUUGCAGCUUUUGGUGCAGUAUCAGAAUCACCUGCGAUGGAUGACUCUGUGGUGAUGCUUGCAUUGGCCAUCUUCAUUCUCUCAGCACCAAAAGAAGUGGUGUUGGCAUCAGACUUACAGCAACAGUGUAUUAAAUUAUUUACCAGGUGCCUUAAAUCAACAAUGCAGAUUCAGCUCAAGGCUCUACAGACAUUGGAGUCUGUCUUCCAGUGUAGAGAGCGUAGUGUUGCCUAUCCUUUCAUCAAUGCUUUAGCUCCUCACAUUGUGAUGAUUUUGAAUGACAUGUGUGUUAACAAGCCAAGCAGCGAGGAACAGGUGACAAUCACUUUAGCUGCCAUCAAGAUCCUGGAGAAUUUGGUGGAACGGACAGAUGACCAUUUAAAGGUGCAUAUGCUAGGAUUGCUUGUACCAAUCCUUAUAUCAUUGCUGUCAGACAGUGCUAACCUCCCAAAAGGAGGGAAGAUAACCAGGAACCUCCAUGAUCAGGCUCUGCAGAAACUUAUGAAAAUUGGACCCAAAUACCCUGGGCCUUUCCGUAGCAUCAUGAGUUCACAGCCUGAACUAAAGUCACGUUUAGAAAGUGCAGUCAGAGCUAAUCAGGCAUCAGCCAAACCAAAGCAACCAGCUGUCCAGGCCAAAGUGGCACCAGCACAGCCAUCCAUCAAGCUACGUAUGGACUUCAGUAACUUCAAAUAGCUGGCUUGUUCUUACUAUGAUUAUCAGUUGAGUGAGGCAUGGAAAAAGUUUUGUGCUGGGAGUUUGACUAUAAAAUAACAAUGUUACCAAUAAAUGACUGUGAAUAUGUGAAAGUCAUAUAUUUGAACUACGGAUAAAGGCAUGAAUAUGAAAGAGAUCUUCGCAGUAAUGAACACUUCUUGCACAGUAGUGAAAAUAAGGCCUGAAAAAAAUAAUUCAGGCCUGUACAGGAUCCCAGGAUUCGGGAUUCACUGCUCAAGUAGUGUUCAUUACUGCGAAGAUCUCUUUCAUAUUCAGUGUUACCAAUGGCAACAAAAUCUCAAGAGCUGUGUCUCCAAACGUCAAAUGUGAAAGCCCAUCAUGUCAAAUGAAAUCCCAUCACUGGAAAAGGAGCUGGCCUAUGACAGUUACUCAAUUUUAAAUAACAAAAUGUGCUUCUUAAGCUUCCAUUACACCUCACUCAAUUAAAAUUGUAGUAUGUGCUGCUGUAUCAAGCUUACUGAAUGACAAUUGAUCAAUAGUUCAGCUAUAACAAAUCAAAUACAAUCAUUUAAUUUUAUUUUGUACAAAGAUUUUAGAGAUAUGAUAUAACCAUAAACAACUGCAAUUUUAGUUCACGCAUAAGUAAAAUUUGAGUUCUAACAUGAAACUUACACACUCAAGAAGCCCUGUGAACUAAUUGACAUGUUGUAACUAAAGAAUCUUGGCAACAGAUGGAUCCUCUUUGUUUACAUUCAAAUUAAAAAAUCUUAUGAUUGUCUAGAGUGCUUUGACAUCAAACAGCUAAAUUGAACUUAAAUCAACACACUGGACAUAGGAAAGCUGAAAAUAAAACUUUUAUGACCAAAAGG